This is a messenger RNA of Drosophila hydei, 834 nucleotides long. RefSeq names its product protein JTB (gene JTBR). NCBI's taxonomy places the organism in Eukaryota, Metazoa, Arthropoda, Insecta, Diptera, Drosophilidae. The transcript has a single exon. The record is from RefSeq and is a predicted model, not a curated record. Gene Ontology annotation, cellular component: membrane; midbody; centrosome. Bases 105 to 569 code for a protein of 154 amino acids. Gene Ontology annotation, biological process: mitotic cytokinesis.
AGUGAUUAAGUUUGUGUAGCCCUAGUUCAACAGCUGUGCAAGCAAAAACAAACUUGACUUUCAUUUAAGUUUAUUUCUUUUUUGCCAUUAUAAGUAAACACAAUAUGCUCGAGAACUGCCAAAAACAUCACAUGGUGUUGGGCCUUACCGCCCUUACCCUAGUCACCAUUCUAGUGCUAAUAAUUGAAUCCCGCUAUGCAGCAGAGGGCAGCUUUGCUCGGCGUCGUGGUGAACGAUUUGUCAUCGAGAACAAUUCAACCUGCUGGAAACACGAGACCUACACCGUUGUUCAGGAGUGUCAUCCUUGCUCCGAGUUCGAUAUUGUGAGUCGCAGUCUCGGCGUCUGCAUUCACACUCAUUACAAGGAGGUGUUGCGCUGCAAAAGCGGCGAAAUUGUGACCAAGAGCUGUGAUCGAGUGGCUCUCAUCGAGCAGCGCAAUUUCAUAAAGUUCGAAGCUAUUGCAUUUGUGAUCGCUGUGCUCAGUUAUUUGGUGAGCUAUGCAAGGGAUCGUGUGCUCUCCAGGCGCAACUAUAUGCGUAUCGAAAGGCAGUUGAAUCGGGAGCAGUAGCUCAGCAAAGAGCCACGUUAUCGGAUACUCAUCAUUGUAUAUAGUACAUAUACGAACUAACUAAUAUUGUAAACGAUUUGCAUAAUUUAUUUAGUUGUAAGUACAUUAAAUUCACACACACUUAACUAAUACUCCAAGGGGAAUGAAAAUAUUGCGAUUGUUGGGAAUGCAGCUGUCCAUGGUUGGGGACAAGCCGAGCCGCGUUUCUUUCGGCGGCUCUGGUCAACACAAUUGGUGCAUAAUAUAAUUGUUUGCUUAAUAUAAA